AGGCGGGGCCUGAGCUGUGCGUCCCCGCCCACGGAAAGGCGCAAGUUGCGUGGGCCGAGACGGCGGGAGCGCAGCGCGGUGCCAGCCGGAGGCAAGGAGUGGAGCCUCAACGCACUGCCCAGCGGGACCAUGGGCUCCCUGUUCCGGAGCGAGGAGGUUGUGCUGGUCCAGCUCUUCCUGCCCACGGCGGCCGCCUACACUUGCGUGAGCCAGCUGGGUGAGCUGGGCCUCGUGGAAUUCCGAGAUCUCAACGCCUCUGUGAGCGCCUUCCAGAGACGCUUCGUGGUGGAUGUGCGGCGCUGUGAGGAGCUGGAAAAGACCUUCACCUUCUUGCAGGAGGAGGUGCGCCGGGCUGGCCUGGCAUUGCCCCCACCCGAGGGGCGUCUGCCCGCGCCCCCACCCCCGGACCUGCUGCGCAUCCAAGAGGAGACUGAGCGCCUGGCCCAGGAGCUGCGGGAUGUGCGGGGCAACCAGCAGGCGCUGCGGGCCCAGCUGCACCAGCUGCAGCUGCAUGCGGCUGUGCUGGGCCAGGGCUACGGUGCUGCCCCGCAGGUGGAUGCCCGAGCGGAUAGCACCUGUGAGAGGAUGCCCCUGCUACAGGCCCCCGGGGGGCCACACCAGGACCUGCGAGUCAACUUCGUGGCAGGUGCCGUGGAGCCCCACAGGGCUGCAGCCCUGGAGCGUCUCCUCUGGAGAGCUUGCCGUGGCUUCCUCAUUGCCAGCUUCCGUGAGACGGAGCAGCGGCUGGAGGACCCUGUGACGGGUGAACCCACAGCCUGGGUGACCUUCGUCAUCUCCUACUGGGGUGAGCAGAUCGGACAGAAAAUUCGCAAGAUCACGGACUGCUUCCACUGCCACGUCUUCCCCUUCCUGGAGCAGGAGGCAGCGCGCAGCGGGGCCCUGCAGCGGCUACAGCAGCAGAGCCAGGAGCUGCAGGAGGUGCUGGGAGAGUCUGAGCGGUUCCUGAGCCAGGUGCUGGGCCGGGUGCAGCGGCUGCUGCCGCCUGCGCAGGUGCAGGUGCGCAAGAUGAAGGCCGUAUACCUGGCACUGAACCAGUGCAGCGUGAGCACCACACACAAGUGCCUCAUUGCUGAGGCCUGGUGUGCCUUGCGGGACCUGCCGGCCCUGCAGCAGGCGCUCCAGCUGGGCUCGAGUGAGGCAGGAGUGAGCGCCGUGGCACACCGCAUCCCCUGCCAGGACAUGCCCCCCACGCUCAUCCGCACCAACCGUUUCACCGCCAGCUUCCAGGGCAUUGUAGAUGCCUAUGGCGUGGGGCGCUACCAGGAGGUGAACCCCGCACCCUACACCAUCAUCACCUUCCCUUUCCUCUUUGCUGUGAUGUUCGGUGAUGUGGGUCAUGGGCUGCUCAUGUUCCUCUUCGCUCUGGCCAUGGUGCUGGUGGAGAACCGGCCGGCGGUGAAGGCUGUGCAGAAUGAGAUCUGGCAGACCUUCUUCGGAGGCCGCUACCUGCUGCUGCUCAUGGGCCUGUUCUCUGUCUACACGGGCUUCAUCUACAAUGAGUGCUUCAGCCGUGCCGCCACCAUCUUCCCCUCUGGCUGGAGCGUGGCAGCCAUGGCCAAUCAGUCUGGCUGGAGUGACGCCUUCCUAGCCCAGCAUCCCUUGCUCACGCUGGACCCUAACGUCACUGGUGUCUUCCUGGGACCUUAUCCCUUUGGCAUUGACCCUAUCUGGAGCUUAGCUGCCAACCACCUGAGUUUCCUCAACUCCUUCAAAAUGAAAAUGUCCAUCGUGCUGGGGGUCACACACAUGGCCUUUGGGGUGCUGCUGGGAAUCUUCAACCACAUGCACUUUCGACAGGGGCACCGGCUGCUGCUGGAGACGCUGCCCGAGCUGGUCUUCCUGCUGGGGCUGUUCGGCUACCUCGUCUUCCUGGUGCUCUACAAGUGGCUGCGCUUCUCGGCCGACAGAGCGGCUACGGCACCCAGCAUCCUCAUUCACUUCAUCAACAUGUUCCUGUUCGCUCACAGCUCCACCAACCAGCCGCUCUUCCAGGGGCAGGAAGUGGUCCAGUCCAUACUGGUGGUCUUGGCCUUGGCCAUGGUGCCAGUCCUGCUGCUGGGCACGCCCUUGUACCUGCUGCGCCAGCACCGCCAGCGCUCCAAGAAGCAACUUGUGGGCCACCAGGACAAGGACGGGCUUCUGGAUUCACACGACACAUCAGUGAAUGGCUGGGGCUCUGAGGAGGCGGCUGGGUGCCCGAGGGAAGAGGAGGAGGCCGAGUUUGAGGCCUCGGAGGUCUUCAUGCACCAGGCCAUCCACACCAUCGAGUUCUGCCUUGGCUGCAUCUCCAACACAGCCUCGUACCUGCGCCUCUGGGCCCUCAGCCUGGCCCACGCCCAGCUGUCGGAGGUGCUGUGGGCCAUGGUGAUGCGCCUGGGCCUGAGCAUGAGCCGGGAGGUGGGCUGGGCUGCCGUGGUGCUGGUGCCCAUCUUCGCUGCCUUCGCCGUCCUGACCGUGGCCAUCCUGCUUGUGAUGGAGGGGCUCUCAGCCUUCCUGCACGCCCUCCGGCUGCACUGGGUGGAGUUCCAGAACAAGUUCUACGUGGGCACUGGCUACAAGCUGAGCCCCUUCACCUUCACCGUGGAGGACGACUAGUGCCCACCAGGGCACAUCCCCUUGGCUGCAGCCUUUCCCCUGAGACGAGAGCAAUAAAGGAGGUGGUGGCCCAGGCA
Ochotona princeps (American pika) is the source of this 2693-nucleotide messenger RNA. It is a transcript of the gene TCIRG1, whose product is annotated as T cell immune regulator 1, ATPase H+ transporting V0 subunit a3. The record is from RefSeq and is a predicted model, not a curated record. Gene Ontology annotation, biological process: vacuolar acidification; proton transmembrane transport. The transcript has 20 exons. The coding region runs from base 130 to 2616 and encodes 828 amino acids. Gene Ontology annotation, cellular component: vacuolar proton-transporting V-type ATPase complex; plasma membrane; vacuolar proton-transporting V-type ATPase, V0 domain. NCBI's taxonomy places the organism in Eukaryota, Metazoa, Chordata, Mammalia, Lagomorpha, Ochotonidae. Gene Ontology annotation, molecular function: proton-transporting ATPase activity, rotational mechanism; ATPase binding.